CAGAUCUACAUUAAUUGUUUACUUUAUUUUCCAUUGUUUAUAAAACAAUGUUUGAGGAAUAAGGUAAUCAAAUAAUUCGAUAAAAGAUUUAUUAAAUAUUAAGUAAUAAUAAACUUUUUUAAGAUAUUCAUUCACUUUUCUAAUUAGUUUAAAAUGUCAGAAACAUUUUUAAUAAAGAAGAAGAAAAAUGAAAUUAUUAAAAAAAAGAUAAAUAAGAAAAAGCAGCCAUUAAAAUAAAUUGAAUAUAGUUUUUAACUGACUAAAGAAAUAAAUACUCGAAAUGUAUUCUAAAUAGCUGGAGAUAUUACAAUAAAUAUUGAUUCACUUUUGAAUCAGGAUUAUCUAUUCUCAAAUUUUAAUGUAAAUGAAUUUCUUUAGGUCAAAUAGGUCAAAAUGUAGCAUGACUUAUAAGUAAUCGAUAUUUAAAUGGAUACAGAUAUACAAGUAAGAAAUGAUAUGUCGAUUCCUAUCCAAUUUAUUAGGCGUAGUCAACGCUAAGACCUAUCUCAUCUUGCAGAAGCAAUUGAAUAAUUUUAAAAGGUAUAAAAUGAAAAGAGAAAGCUAAAUUCUAAUUUAUUAUCUUCAUAAUAAAUACAACAAAAUACCUGCUAACCAGAGUCUUUAACUGAAAUUUGUUGUAAUGAAGAUAAUGGGUGGAACUUUGAAAAAAGUCUUGAAAAAGCAGAAAAAGUUAUCAAUGAUUUAAAAGAAAAGAUGAAAAGUUCAGACAUGCAUUAUAGCUUUGUAUUAUCUAAAGGGAAUAAGUAUGACUAAAGUGUUUAUAGGGUAGGAAACUCAACAAAAAUUUUAAAAGAUUUCUUCUGCUUAAAUAAUGAUCAAAUAGCUUAUAUAAGCAAUAGAAAGCCAACUUUAUUUUUCUUCAAGCAUCAACAUUAGCUUAUUACUUAUUUAAUUGGUAGAAUUAAAACCUAAAUCAUGUUUUUAAUGAAUGACAAAAAUGUUUUAGAUUCAUUCAGAUCAGAACCUAAAUUGCUCUCAGAAAAUACAAUUGCUAUUUCAAGUGUCGAUAAUUUAGUUGUUGAAGUUUAAAUACAAACAUAUUUAUAUAUUUUAAGUAACUAUCAAAAUUAAGUGGAUGACAUUCUAUGGUUAACCAUAUAAAAGCCUAUUCGAGAUUAAUCGCCUUAAGAAGUUUUAAAGGGAUUGAGAAAUCUAAAAAAAUAUCUAAAUGAAUAAUAAGAAAGCUCUAAACUUAAUCCUUUUUACAAUGGACAACUUUACUCUGAUAUUAUUUAUGAAGCAUAAUCAGAGUUAUUUAGAGAUAAAUUCUAUUCCUUAGUUGAUAGCAAUUUGUAUCACUAAGUAUUAGAAAGCUUAUGAAAUAAAACAUUUUAGUAUAUUUUUAUAAUUUAUUAGUUUAAAAAAAAAUGCAUUUAUUAUCUUUGUAAUAUGUUAAAACACAAAUGUUCAAUUUUUUUACCUCAA
Messenger RNA from Tetrahymena thermophila SB210, 1446 nucleotides. RefSeq lists its product as hypothetical. Lineage: Eukaryota; Ciliophora; Oligohymenophorea; Hymenostomatida; Tetrahymenidae. The transcript has a single exon. The record is from RefSeq and is a predicted model, not a curated record.